Molecule: messenger RNA, 438 nt
Organism: Pocillopora meandrina
Lineage: Eukaryota; Metazoa; Cnidaria; Anthozoa; Scleractinia; Pocilloporidae
Source: the annotation of a GenBank genome assembly
AUGAGUAGAAUCAUUGAUAUCGACAAUUUUCCCAGCUUAUCAUCAGUUCUACGGGAGUUAGAAAGACAAGAGGAAAUAAAGUUAUUCACCACUACAAAGGCAGUGAGGCCUACAGGUGAUCACCAAGCUCGAAAACCAAGAUCGUUUACGACAUUGGCUCCAACGACUGGGUCUAAACAAGAAAAACGCGACCGAAGAGGGAGCGAUCCAACUGGUGUUAAACCUAAGGUAAAUCAGCCGCGAUUAAGGGUUCGCAGCGCGCCGUGCACGUCCAUCGACCGCGCUACGGUGGAAAGUGACUCGCGUCUUACGGAGAAUGCAAAAAAACUCAGUAACGAGGAACUGGCGCUGUUGUACGAAGACAUCCUUAAAUCGCUGGAUUUUAAUUCGAUUCUUUUUGAACGAAUGAGGCUCUUCGAACAAGGUGAACGAGUAUAG